Messenger RNA from Onychostoma macrolepis, 6455 nucleotides. It is a transcript of the gene toporsb, whose product is annotated as topoisomerase I binding, arginine/serine-rich b. The coding region runs from base 208 to 3051 and encodes 947 amino acids. The transcript has 3 exons. Gene Ontology annotation, molecular function: metal ion binding; ubiquitin protein ligase activity. NCBI's taxonomy places the organism in Eukaryota, Metazoa, Chordata, Actinopteri, Cypriniformes, Cyprinidae. The record is from RefSeq and is a predicted model, not a curated record. Gene Ontology annotation, biological process: protein monoubiquitination; protein polyubiquitination.
GUGCCGCUCUAUGUGCUCUGUUCCUCAACAGCAGUGCGAAACUCCUCCACUUCCAUCGGUUUUUAAUGUUCAUUUUCUGUUGUUUUGUGUUUUUAUCGUGAUGGAUGUCGCGCUGAUGUGAUAUAGAUGUGUUUCUGGGCGCGAACGCGUGCGGUUUGGAUUAUUCGCGCUGUUUUUGUGGCUUUGUGAUGAGGAGGUGAUGAUCAGAUGAUGGCGCCCUCUAAGAUGAAGCUACGUGUGAGGAAGAGAGACAGCGCUGGCAAAUCUUCUCAGCGUUUAUUGGCCAACGCGUCGCCCGAUUCCAAAUGCCCCAUCUGCCUCGAUGGGUUCAACAACGUGGCAUCGCUUGACCGAUGCCUGCACCAGUUCUGUUUCCGCUGCAUCCACGAGUGGUCCAAGAACAAAGCCGAGUGUCCGCUCUGUAAGCAGCCCUUCCACUCCAUAUUCCACUCCGUCAAAGGGGAAAACGACUUUAAGGAGUUCGUGCUGCGUCCGCCGGAGAAUGGAGCGGCUGCGAAUGCUGAUCCAUCUGAGCGUGUGCUCCGCCCCCGAGUUCUCCGAGGCCGGGAGAGGCGGAGCCACAGAGUGCAAAACCCCGCCCCUUCCUCCUCCCCUCCACUAGAGGACGACGUUAUGUUCGAUGGCCUGACGGAUGCAGUGGCGCUCGCGGAGAACCAAGAUGUGCAGCAGAUGGUGCUGCGAUUGACGGCGCGCAGACAUGGGCGUGGCGAGGGGCAGAGUUUGCGGCGUUUGCGUGACCAAGAUGUUGUGGCAUUCCGACGAGCGCUUUAUAGGACCGGCGUGCGAGUGCGCAACUCGAGGGACACUGGCAGGCAGAGGGACAUUUCAGCUGCGUUCUUGCGGCAAAACCCCGGCUGUUUGCGACGGCUUUUGCCUUGGCUGCAGCGCGAGCUCACGGUGCUGUACGGUUCGCACGGCUCGCUAGUGAACAUCGUGCAGAACAUCAUCAUCUCACGCAUCAUGAACUACAACAUGGAGGACUCGGCCAUCCGGGACGAGCUCCGCCCCUUCCUGCUGGCGCGCACCGACCACUUCCUGCACGAGCUGGUGAGCUUCGCCCGCUCCACCCUCAACAUGGAGGCUUACGACCAGCAGGCCGUUUACGACUGUCCCGCUCCCAGCUACGAGGAGGGCAGCAGCUCGGACCUUUCUGUUAUCGCCAUCUCCGAGGAUGACGACGAUAAUGACAGUGAGGACAAUGUCACAGAGAAUCCCUCUGCUGUCCAGGAACACCUUGCAUCCGUUGCCACAGCAAGUGGAGCGGAAAGUUUGCCAAGUCAGUCAGCGUGGGAUGAUGAGACGCCUGGUCCCUCCUAUUCAACCCUCCUCCCCUCUUCCAGCCAAUCGCAUGGCGAGGGGGCGGAGCCAAGCUCAAGCACAGCCCCUCCCCUCAGCGCCCUGGAUAUGACUGACCCUGCGGAGAAUGGCAGAGUGUCAGCCGGACCGGGUGAAGAUGACGAAGAGGAAGAGUGCCUGAUUGUGGGAUACGUGAAGCCAAUGGCCGAACGGACUCCAGAACUUGUUCAGCUCUCUUCAGACUCGUCUGAAGAGGAGCAAGAGCCAGCCACCACUGAGACAAUGGCCUCAGUAACGAAAUCAGAGGCAUCCCAAGUGCAGCUCCCGUUACAGUCCCACAUGAACCCGCUUAGCCCUAGUUCCUCCCCAGGCCCUGCUCCCCUGUACAGUCCACAGAAUUUACACUCGGAUGGAGUCGGGUCACACAACAUAGAACAAGAAUCCGAGUACUUGUCCUCCCGUGGUCACCGGUCCAAAGAUGGUUCACAUUCACGGCAGAGUCGAGAUGACUCCAGAUUCAGAGGUCACAAGAAGCACAAAAGUCAUCGGUGCUCUGGGAGCAAAGAGAAGGAUAAGAGUUUAGAACAAUCCCGGCACGUCAAGACACCGGAUUGCUCACCAAGCCAAACACAGAGCUGGACUCAAAGCCCAGCAGUGUCCAUUUGGAGCGGUAGCCCUGCCUCUAAGUCACACAGUAGCGACUGCUCUCCUUCUAAAAAUAAGAGCGGAGAGCAUUCGCGCCAUGUGAAAGAGAGAUUCUCACACUCUCCUUCCAACUCCAGAAGGAAGAGAACCAAGGAAAAGAAGAGUAGGUCACCCGACUCAGACUCGUUCCUUGGUUCCCACCAUCCCCGUGAGGCAAAGCGUUGUCGGAAACGCCGCAAGCGGUCGGUCAGCAGCAGCAGCGCUGAUUCGCACUCCGAAAGAUCCUGCCUGGACAAGCCCAGUGGCAAACGCAAGUACAAAACCCGGCACUUGGAGCGAGCAGCCCAGCGGCAGCACAAGGAAGGAACCGCAAGCAAGGAAAAGCGGCACCGAGAGCAGCGACGAAGCAGGGAACGAUCUCCAAGUGUGGAGAUCAUCUACGAACGAAGGCCGCCGGACCCGUACUGGGUCCAGCGGAGAAAGAGGAGGCACCGGAAGCGAAGGAGGGAACUGCGUUCUCCCACUGUGAUCACGAUCGAUAGCGACAGCGACCGUACCAUCGACUGUCUGGACCGCGUCAUGGAUGUUAUAGACCAAACCGCUGCUGAUGUCGAGCAGAGGGAUGGGACUCCUGAGCAAGAUUCCAUCCAGAACACAAGUUGUACCUUGGAUUCUUCAAAUCCUCUAUCCGAGCCUUCGAGUCCCAUGGGCCGAGGCGACCCAACCACUGAACGCACACUAAACCUGGACGACUGCGUGGUGGAUGUAGUCGACCACAGUAGUUCUGACUGCUCCCGAAAUAUGGGUGCCAGUAACCACGAAGAGUUUAUACCCGACCCUUUCCCAGUGGAUUCGAUAAUAAUGGCCCCACCUUCGGACGUGAGGCUGCUGGAAACCAUACUGCAAGAUCUUGUGGAUUUCCUACCGGGGGUAGAGCGGGAAAUGGGGCCGAGUUCUCCCAGCCAACACGAACCAACUUCUAGCCGACAAAAAGACCAAUCAGAGAUGGGAAGAGAUGCUGAAAACUUGGAGAAUGAGAACACCGAUGGCAACGGACCGCAAGAGUCGACGACCAACACUGCUAGCUAGAAUUAAAACACUCUUUUUUUUACAGACACAUGCUUGUGUGAUGCUUAUCUGAAUCGCCUCUAGACAUUUUAUAAACCCAUGUAAAGACUGAAUUCCUGCUGGAAAUGGAUGCAUAAGAAACGUGUGGAGAACACUUCUUUUUUUUUUUUGCCAUUGUCAACUUCAUUAUUGUUCAUGUUGUAUUUAUAGUUACGGUGAUCCUCUUCCUUGAAUCUGGUGCUGAUUCACUGUGCCACAACCCAACUACAAUCAUGCCUGGAUGGCAACCCUUGUUCGCCUAACCUUAACUCUAGUAGCAGCAAAUACAUAGGGGUUACCAUCUAGGCUCGUGGUUCUCAGCUUGUUUGCUUCAAGACUCAUAUUUUGUUUGACAAGACGCAGGGCUUUUGACAAACUGAAUAAAAAAAAAAAAAUGGGAAACUUUAUUUUGCUAUCCUACACUCUUAGAAAAAAUGUGCAAAACUUGUGCCUAUAAGGUGCUUUCGCACCGGAGGAACCUUUUCAUAGAUCCUAGAACUAUAGGUGGAAUUUCCGCUUUUUGGCGUGUUCGCACUGCAGGAACUAGGAACGUAUUUAGUUCUAGGAACUCCAUUUGGGGGAACUAAUUUAGCUCCUACUUCAGAGUGGGGUCUAAAACAGUUCUAUAGGAACUACCAGUGACAUAAGUGUACACUGUUUGGCCAAACGCAUACGAAACAUUGGCUACCAGGCAUAUUUAAAAAGCCAUGUAAAAAUAUUUACUCCACGAACAUGGAAAAUAGCGAUAAUGGCAUUUACCUGUUGUCUGCACCCUUGUGUUCUUUUCUCAGCCAUUUGUAACUCUGCAAGUUGUCAUAGGAGUUUUAGUCAGAUUUUCAUGCUCUUUCAAUCGCAUAAAUUGUGCAUUUACAUUCCAUCUCCGUUAUCACAAAUCUCACGACACACAUCAAAAACAUCUCCGAUCACGGCUUUCUCCAUUCACCGGUUGUUGAUAUUUACAAAUUCAAAGAAUUAAGACGUCGCUGGCGGCAGCUUCAGAGUUCCUGCUGCCGGUUCCAAUGCAACUUGAAAAAUGGCCCAAUUGAGAAAUUGAUUCUCUAUGAACCACCCUGCUGGUUAGUUCCUAUAACUAAAGCCUGGAAUACACUACACAAUUUUUACCCUGAUUUUCCACCGAUUUACAGUCUGGAGAAGUUGACACUAGUUGCCCAAAGUCAGAGCCAGUCUGCAUAUUUGAGUUGACCGAUUACAUAAAAAAUUGCGUAGUGUAUGAUGGUCACAGACUCCUGAUUUUUUUUUUAGCUUCAGACUUAUUCCAUCCAGUCGGAGGAUAUCAAACAUGUUUGAUAUUUUCAGCGGAUUUUAGAAUGCAUAUUGUUUUCAUUUGUCAAGCGUCUCCUAGCAACAAAGACGCAUGUUUCUGCAUGAGUUUGUUGUGAUCGGAAUGACUUUAAAGUCUGGUAAUGUAUGAUGUACAGUUUUCCACUAUUUACAAAGUCGGUAAGUGUAUGAUGCCUAGUGUUUUAAAAAUCUGUUCAAAUUUUAAAAGUCAUGUAGUGUAUUCCAGGCUCAAGUUCCUAGAACUACACAGUGCGAAAGCGCCUUUAGAUGUACAACAGAUUGUCACUGGGGCAGCGUGUUGGAAAGGAGAAAACGGCGUGGCUAGCGUUUUCCAUGUGUUUUUAGGUGCGACAUGUGAACAGCCCCUAAGGGUACAUAUUACAAAUAUGCACCUUUUAGGGUUGGACAAGGUAUAAAGUUAACCCUAACGGUGCAUAUACCAUACUACUUAAUGUACUAAUAUGCACCAGUUAGGUUUGGAUAAGGUACAGCAUUGUACUUUAAGCGUGUAUAUUGCUACUUAAGGUAUCUUAUGUACCUUUUAGAGUUGGAUAAGGUGCAACGUUGUACCUUAAGGUGCAUAUUAGUAAUUAAGGUGCUAAUAUGCAUCUUUUAGGGUUAAAUAAGGUACAAAGUUGUCCUUUUAAGGUUAUUGCCCCAGUGACAUGUUGUUUUACAUCUAAAGGUACAUUCUUCACAUUUUCUGACAGUGUACAUGAUUAUAUGGUUAGUUGCAUUUUAUUAUUUGCGUUUAGCAUUGUUUUUUCUGCUUCUGUCCACAAUCUUGUCAGAGCGUACCUGUGAUCCUGUUUUGAAUCAUGACCCACUGGCUGAGAAUCACUGAUCAUUCAUUAUUAAGUUCCACUGAACCUAGAGAAUUGUGUCUUUGUUAAACUCAGGGAACAGGUGACGUGCACCUCCAUGCCUCCGUUACGCAGUAUGUGUAUGUGGGACUAUGGUGACACCCUUGAGAUAUAAUUCACUGAUCAUGUCUACUGAACACACAUCAAGCCUUCUUUACAACAGCUGUCUGUCACAUGUCAGCCAACAAUCAAUAAAUGCAUUUAAUAGAUGUACAAUCUAGUGUCUAAAAGUGUUUUUCUUUAUGAACAGCAGCAAUAGUUCAUCACCUUUGUGAGCUGAGACCCUUCUAACCAGUAGGGGUUUGAUAAAACAGUGUGAUAAAUCCUGUGUCAUGGUAUAGUCCCCUAUAUUAGUAGACUUUUGUAUUAAGCCGGUUUGUAUUAAAUUAAGUAGCUGUCGCUCCCUUGUGUAAAGUCGCCAACUUUCAUUAGCCGGGUUUGCAUCCAAAAUUGCGAAUUUUACUUGAAAUUGAAAUAUCGCAAAAAAAACAUUUGCGACUAAGCACCGUUUCCAUCCAGCAAGUGAAAGAGCGCAAAGAUUUUUUGAUGGUGUGAACAUACAGUAUGACUACCUUAAUGAAAUCUUAAUAUCUGAUGUUUUUUUGUGUUCUUUCGCAUAAGCAUUGAAUUAUAAUUUUUCAUUAAAAUAUAAAAUGAUAUUACACAAUUCUCUCAGAAACCUUUGCAGUCGGCCACAUUUUGCGUUCUCUCGCAAAAGUAUUGUGUUGCCCUUAAGAAACUUUGCAUUCACCCUCGCAACAUUUUUCAUUCUCCCACAAAUGCAUUGCGUUCCUUUCAGAAACAUCUGCAGUCAGUCGUAAAGUUAUUGCGUUCUCCCGAGAAACCCACAAAUGUGUUCUUCAUAGAAACGUUGCGUUUGGCCGCAAAACAAUUUUGUGUUCCCUGUUAAUCUUUGCAUUCGUUCACAAAUUUCUUGCGUACUCCCAAAACUUGCAUUUCUCUCAGCAACUUUGCGUUCACUCACAAAAGUACGGUGCCCGCGAGGUGACAUGGUCGGUUCACGACAUCAUAACUCGUGGGAGCGUGAUAUUAUGUCGUGGCCACGAGAUCAUUUUUCAUUAUCAUUUAUAUUUUUAUAUUUGUUAUAUAUGCUUAUUUCCCCUUUCAAUUUGUAUAUCGCUUUACCUAGUUAAUGUUUUGUGUAAUUAUGCUAUAUUUGCUAGCCUACCAUAUAUUUUGCUAAUACUGUGAACACUUGAC